CUAAAAAUUAUCUAUUUCAGGGUGAUAGAAACGAUUACUUUGUUAACGACGAGGUUGUUGGAUCCGGAGGAGGAGGAUACCAACGAAAAGCUCCGCCAGCCCAUUCUGGAAGUAACUUCAGUAUGUAUGGUGCCGGACGACAACACUUCACACCCCCUGAUGCGCACACACCGGGCUUUCAAGGAUUUCAAGGAUAUGGACAGUAUGGAUAUACUGGGGCAGGAUAUAAUACCUGGAACUAUAAUCAAGGAAAUAGCUCCCUUGGGAAACGUAACUUUAAUACCAGAUCAAGUUCCGACGAAGAAAAGGUUAAGGAGAAGGAGGAACAGGGGAAAGAGAAGGAGACCUCCAAGGAAACGGAGGUUGAAAACCGGAACAAGGAUAAGAAAGAGGAUAAAACUUCCCUGCAAGAGAGCAGAACUUCUGAACCAAAUCAAGACAAUAGUUCUGGAACUCAACCUUCUUCAAGAAUAUCCUGCCAGACUGGCACAAGUUUAUCAACACCAGCCUCUAGCUGUAGUUUGUCUACCCCUAUAAACUCAAGUCCACCAGCUCAAACCAACAGCCGUAGGAAACAGUACACACCACAGAAGGUUCCCGUUGGACCAGGUGGUGGAACGAUGAGCAUAAUUACACAGAAGGGUCUAAUUUUGGACCAGGAGAAGGACGCAAGUGUACCCGAGAUAUCUGUAACUCCAGCUAAACUCUCAGAGAUCAGCUCGGUGCCGUCGGAGAAGAAAACUCACACAGCUGAGAUCGUCCAUGGGACGACGGAGAAGAACAGGGGAACAGAAGAAGCUGUCACUGGGACGACAGAGAAAAAGACGAUCAGUUCAGAAGGAGAUUUGGCGGAUAAGGACACUGAUGACGAUGUGACCAUGUUCAAACAAAAAGUUCGCAAGAAACGCAUGUGUAAACUGGAAAUUAAGGUUGAGAGUGAUAGUGAUGAGGGAAAGGUAGAUCUUAAAUCAUCGCCUUCGAAAACAAGGUCCGGUGGGAAGUCUCCUCGCCAAUCUAAGCCUCAGCUUCCAACCUUGAACCUCGACCAGGAGGCUGUAUCCUCCGAAUCCAGAUCUACAGAAGAUAGGGAAGCUGACAUGUUGGAAAACCCUGUGAUUCCAAAACUUCGAGAGGAUUUAGAUACUCCGCAGCGGAGACGAUCUAAAGGGGAAAUGAAGGCGUUUCCUGGCGAACAGAAAACAGCCCCUGAACCAGUAUUAGAUUCGAAACCUCUCACAAUCCAAUCUCCAGCAGAUAUCGAGGUUAAACCUAAGAAAGUUGAUGAAACAUUAGAGAAAACUUCUGAACCAUCAGAAACUCCUCGAAGAACAGGUAGAAGAAAAGAUGCGAAGACUCCAGAGAUCCCUAAUGUUGUCAAAGAUAAAACCAAGAAAGAAGUUUUUAAACAAGUGGAAGAAGAUAUGGAAGCUAUGUUUGCAGGAAUUAGCUCUCCUGAAAAGUCGGCCCCCCCUGAACCUGAAAUUGAGCCACAACCUGAGCCUGAGCGAAAAUCUCCGAGGUCAAAACGAAAAUCAGCUCAAACUGCAGAAUUGAAAAUCCGGGAAAACCAGUCCGAGGACUACAAUCUUUUCCAGUCUCCAAUAAAACCAAAACCACUAAAGGAAACCCCCAAAUCCGCCAAAGAAUUUAACACAACAACAAAACCGGUUCCAAACAGUUUUGUUAGUCCUAGAAGUAAACGAUUAAGUGCCAUGACUAAAGUUGAAGUUCCAGUAAUGAAUACAGAAGUAGAAACAAAGGAGGAAAAAGAGUCCAAUGAUUCUAAGGAUGACAAAGAAUCCAAAAAGAACUGUUCAACUGAAAAGAUAGUUCCAGCAAAGUCAUCUGUAUCUAAUACUAAACCUAAGAGGACUGCUAGCAAACCUCUUCAGUAUAGGUUAGUGGAUGAAACUGCUGUAUCUGAAGACAGCGUAGAUCCUACCGAUAUACCUGAAGUUAAAUCCCUGGAAGGGGGCAGAAGAUCAAGGAGAUCUAGAGGUUCUGUAAGUGAUCCAGUAACUCCUGCAAAAGAUGCUGAUUCUAAACCUGAUGUCAUUGAGAAAACUCCUGAAGUUCGUUUGACAAGGAAGAGAAUGGCCUCUGUAUCUCUGGAUGAGUCGGAUGAGUCUGGUACCCCAGCUACCCCGGCUCCAGUCAAGAAAUCAAAACGUCUGAGCAGUACGCCGCAGGAAGCAGAGGUUGUCCAGGGAGAUGCUACAACCCAGGAUGUCUCGACCCAGAAGAAAACUCUUGAAAGGACUCUCUCAGAAUCAGAAUCUAAAGAGGAAUUUCAUCAAUCUAGAACUACAGACAGCUUGGGUAGAUCAGCCCUGGGGCCACCAGAAAUACAAAUUAUUGAAAAAGACGUUGCCGAGAGUUGUAAAAAGAAAGUUAAACUUGCGCCAUCAAAGCAGAAGCAUAAUGAAGAAAAGAAGAGAGGGAAGAGGGUUGAGGAAGACCCUGCUGAGAAGCUGAAGAAGAUCGGGAAGGGUCGGGGGGAGAGAAAGGGUCCAUAUGUACACAUUGAAGGAGAUUUUAGAUCUCCGAGAACCGUGGUUGUGGUCAACUCAGCAUCAGAUGGUGCGGAGUCGAAACAAAAAGGAAAACGAGGAAUUAUUGAUGCAGAACAUAGAGCCAGAACAGCUAACUUUGGUCAUGUAUCCGUUCACAGUAAACAGUAUGACUACAAGACAGUGGAUGACACCUGGAGAUGUAUAUUCUGCCAGCAAAAGAGUCAUUACCGUGGUCUAGGAGACCUAUUCGGUCCAUACUUUAUUCCCUCAGCUUGUAUUAAACCUGACACCUUGGAAAAGAAAAACAGACCUAAACGAAAAUCACUAACUUCAGAGGAUGGAGGGGAGGCGGAGAUAUGGUUCCAUGAGGAUUGUUUCUGCUGGGUUCCUGGAGUAUUCUUAGUAGGUUCCAGGAUUAUGGGUAUGGAUGAAGCUGUAUCUCUGUGUAGAGAGACAAAGUGUACCGUGUGUAAGGAACCUGGCGCCAGUUUAGGCUGCACCAGAACCAGCUGUAGAACUGCAGUUCAUGUCCCUUGUUCCCUUGACCAACCCUGGCAAACUGAUAUAUUCGCUGCCAGUGCAACAUGCCCAACCUGUGUAAAAACAUUAUAACCUUCAAUUAAUCACUCAUAAUAAUCUCAUCUGAUAAUGUAUCAUUUGUUGAAAUUGUAAGCUGUUAGCAAUCUCAUGUUGUAGCUCAUUUUUAAAAU
Messenger RNA from Eurytemora carolleeae, 3223 nucleotides. Its product is annotated as triadin. The transcript has 24 exons. Gene Ontology annotation, biological process: regulation of transcription by RNA polymerase II. Bases 123 to 3125 code for a protein of 1000 amino acids. The record is from RefSeq and is a predicted model, not a curated record. Lineage: Eukaryota; Metazoa; Arthropoda; Copepoda; Calanoida; Temoridae. Gene Ontology annotation, cellular component: nucleus.